Messenger RNA from Colletotrichum acutatum, 2521 nucleotides. RefSeq lists its product as uncharacterized. The coding region runs from base 371 to 2326 and encodes 651 amino acids. The record is from RefSeq and is a predicted model, not a curated record. Lineage: Eukaryota; Fungi; Ascomycota; Sordariomycetes; Glomerellales; Glomerellaceae. The transcript is spliced from 3 exons.
CCGAAAUCUAGAUCCUUCGCCCCGGCCAUUCACCCAGGCAGCGGUGCCCGUUUAGGACCGCUCAAGCCUGCGUUCCAGGCUACGGGCGCCACUAAGAUGCCUCUCCCUCCCGACGCCCCGGCUUGCCCCUGUCUCCAUUGACCUCGCUCAUUCGGCGGGGGCGACAGGGCUCCAACAGGCAGAAAUGGCGGGGCUUGUAGGAUUCUCGUUCCAACAUCCGACAUUUGGUGUUGGUGUUGGACGUGUUGGACGACGCUGACGGAUAUAAAGUGAGUGUCUUUGACGCUAUUUUCACUCUAUCUUCGCUUAUUUUUCAAUCCAAUUCACUUGUCCUCCAAUUCACUUGGUGCCUUUGGAAGAAGCCGUCAACAUGUCUCGGCGAUCCGCAGGAAUGAUGAACAUCCCGCGGGGGGUGGACGUCGUCAACCCCAAUUACUUACAUCCCCAUCUCGUCAUGAUCGGCGAUGUCAACGCCCUCCCCCUAGACCUCGUAGUCCAAUUCUCUUUCCUCCUCAUGGGAACAGGCCACCUCUUCAGCGGCAAACCCGCAACCCGGCCACUUCCACCCCCAGAAGAUGAAGACGAAAAGACGCUCUGCGCACGCCCCUAUAACGAUUGGGCCCCGGCACCCUACAACGCCUGCUCCAUCCGCGCAGACUCCUUCAUGAACAGAGCCAUGACCACCGUCUCGGGUUUCGGCGACAUGCUCUCCAUCGUCACCUCGACCAGCACGGAGUGCGAUCGCGAUCUGCACCACAUGAAGACCCGUUUGCUCUGCGGCGCGCAGCCCAUAUCGAUUGCGAGGUGGCGCCAGAAGGGUUUGCAUGAGCUGGAGAACAUUCAGCGCGCGUGUCAGCAUCUAUGUGCUGUUGUGGAUGCGUUUGAGUAUCUUAACCUCCCGCAUAAUGAGGAGAGGAUGCGGAAGGGGUGUAAUGGUGUCUGGAAUGCGUGUCACGACUUUGAGAAGGCUCUGAAUGCGUAUAGAAGGGAAAAGGGGCGCGGGGGUCCGGUGAGCGUCACGGCGCUGUGGGAGGAGUAUAUCGUGGACUUCUUUCAGACCAUCGCAGCCAGGGCGCACGCGUGGGUUAUGGCACGGAUUGGGGAGCUGAAAGAGGCUCUUCUCCUCCAGCUGCGUCAGACCACGCCAGUGUCCGACGGCCCGGCGUCCGCGGCGCAGAUGGAGAUCCUGGACCGGUUCCACGACCUUACCGAGAUAACGAACAAGGCGGAUACGAAGAUUAUGAUGCCGUUGUGGGGGUAUACCCUCCGCACUCUUACCUCCGCGGCGCCGAGGCUGAGGGAUGAUUGGAACGGGUAUGACGGGCGGGAGGCGAUGACGGCGUAUCCGUAUGAUAUGCGGCUCCGCUCCAGGAUUUACGGGAUUCGGUGCCGAUAUCUCAGUCGGUCGGCGCAGGUUCAGCGUGCGAUGGAGAAUAUCAGGCUGGGGAGGGAGGUGCCGGCUUUGUCUGAUCCGAGGGGUUUGGAGGCCACGUGCCGGGCGCAGAUGAGGGAGUAUGAGCAGGCGAGGACGGAGUUGCGAGGGGCGGUGCCGGAGGUGGGUGAUGAGCCGUGGAUUGCUGGUGUGAAGGGGAUUAUGCAGACGGCAGCCCAUCGUCCGUUUAGGGUUUGGGGGUUUGUUGGGUAUCGUGUGUCGUAUGAGCAUUCUGAUGAGGAGUGGAAGGCGUUUCUUGGGAAGUUUAAGGAUGACGUUACGGCGUGGGGGGAGGGUGUUGAUGGAGCUGGAGAUGUGAAGCCUAUGUGCAAAGUGCGGUGGAUUGAUGGACGGGAGCAUGGGAUUCCCGAGGGGGACGUUGAUGCGGCCAAGAGACACUAUGAAGAAUAUAGUAAGUCUCCGGCGUGCGAGGGCUUCAUGACUCUCAGCGGAGGUGUCUUUCUGGUCGCGGACAAGGCGUCCAUCGAUUCAUACUUGCACCCAGUCAAAGAUAACGCGGAACCGAUCAUCCCCCGCGGCGACCUGGGUUCUUUUGUCCUGCUAGCCAAGCCGGAUGACGAAGAUAGGGAGGACAGGGAGCCGUCAACGAGGGAGAGGAGGCCGUCUCGAGACGCAGCUGGAAGACCGACCAUGAGGCGGGACUGGAAAUUUGACGGCACCGUGAGGGUGCUCGGGACGGUCUUGUUCGACGAUGCUUGGGCUCUGUUGUCACGGAACUCUGUCAAGCUGCCGGAUCUGGCAAAGAUGGCACUGGUCCAUCCGCGUCAGGUUUACGUUGGGCCGAGUGUGCCGCUGGAGAGGGACGGGUGGUGGACGGCGGGUGUUUGUGGGUUGACGGUGUUCAAGUCUUUUGAGAAAUGGAAGACGUCGUGAGGGUCUUUCUCAUAGCUCUACGAAGUUAUGUGAUGAUUGGCCGGUAGAUGGUGAUGGGAGAACUUCCGAGGCCGCCCUGGUGAGCGGCAAUAGGGAUGUUAUUCUAGACGAGAUAUCCAUUGAAACCCUUGUAAUACACACUUUCCCGUCUCCUUGAAAAGCCUAAGCUUUACUUCAAUGCAUAUUACUUUAGAC